Messenger RNA from Aspergillus ochraceoroseus IBT 24754, 2040 nucleotides. RefSeq names its product GTPase-activating protein GYP6. Gene Ontology annotation, biological process: activation of GTPase activity. Bases 1 to 2040 code for a protein of 679 amino acids. The record is from RefSeq and is a predicted model, not a curated record. NCBI's taxonomy places the organism in Eukaryota, Fungi, Ascomycota, Eurotiomycetes, Eurotiales, Aspergillaceae. Gene Ontology annotation, molecular function: GTPase activator activity. The transcript is spliced from 6 exons.
AUGAGGGGCAUUGAAGACACCAGACAGAGAUGGAAGACCCUGUUUCACGAGAGUCACACGUCAUCGGACCUUCGAAAAGCGAUUCGGUCGGAACAAGGCGAUAGCAUAUGCAAUGAUGGAUUGAGAUCGAUAUGUUGGAAGGCAUUUCUGCUCUUCGAGGACCUUGAUCGUGCAGAAUGGUCGAAUAAAAUUUCCGAGUCGCGCAGCGCCUAUGUCGCACUCCAAGACCACUUCCUGAAAUAUAUCGAGCAUCCAGAUGAUCUGCAGUCAACCCUUGAUCCGCUUGCUGACGAUGAAGAGUCCCCUUGGCAACAUCUGCGAAAUGACGAGCAGAUGCGAGCAGACAUAUCCCAGGAUGUCGAUAGGUGUCUACAAGAGAAUUUCUUCUUCCGCGAGCCGGCAACAAAGGCGAAAAUGAUCAAUACGUUGUUCAUCUAUUCGAAACUCAAUCCCGACCUCGGUUAUCGUCAAGGAAUGCAUGAAUUACUAGCACCUAUCUUGUGGGUUACUGACAGAGAUGCCAUUGAUCCGCAGUCUUUCGAACAGUUUAGAUCAACAGGGCAAGAGGACGACUUGAUGAUCCAACUGUUGAAUCCUAACUAUAUCGAGCAUGACUCCUUUACUCUAUUCUGCGUGGUAAUGCAAAAUACUAGGAUGUAUUAUGAGCAUAAUAGAAGUCGCUCUACAGACGGACAGAUGGACGCAAUCCCAAUUGUUCACCAGUGUGAAUAUAUUCAUAAUAAUCUCCUAGCAGCUACAGAUCAGCAACUAGCGGACCAUUUACAAGCGAUUGAUAUUUUACCUCAAAUCUUCCUAACCCGGUGGAUGCGUCUUUUAUUUGGACGCGAAUUCCCGUUCCAAGAUGUGCUCGUGGUUUGGGAUCUGCUUUUUGCUGAAGGGCUUCGACCAGAGCUUGUUGACUUUGUAUGCGUAGCAAUGCUAUUGCGCGUUCGCUGGCAGUUGUUAAGUGCCGAUUCCUCAGGUGCCCUUAGCACGCUUCUCCGAUACCCAUCACCGGAGCCCCAUGCUCCAGUCAGUUUCGUGCAGGAUGGGUUGUAUUUGGAGCAGAAUCCUACGCCCGAUAGAGGGGCUUUCAUCAUCUCCAAAUAUUCAGGGAAGCCUCCUGAUUCCCCAAAGCCAGCCGAGAUAGCUAGUGGCAAGCUUCUUUCAGGCAAGAGAUUCCAGUUUCGCAACGAUCUAAAGGACAGGAGCGACGCAAGCUCCCCUUCAAGAUCACCAGCCAGGAACAGCCCUCUGAGCAUUGAAGGUUUACUCCAGGAUGUGUCAGAGGGUAUCCAGCGACGAACAGAGUCCUGGGGGGUAGCCAAGGCUGUGCGUGGGGCUGUUAGUGAAGCGAAGAAGAAUAUGCAAGCGAUCCAGUCGGAGCAUAACGCACGUGCCAUGAGGUUCGCAGAUUCGGCUACGAUGCAAACAUCCGAGACACUCUUAUAUCGGGAUUCCGAGGUAGUCAAUCACUUGAAAUCCCAGAUCCAACGCCUUGAAGAAAGGAACUUGCAACUCGCGAAGACCCUGGGUCAGGCAGUGAACGAUAUUCGUUCUCAAGUGGAGAAGAAGGAAGCUCCUGACCCCGAAGCCAUCAGAACAGCUCUCAUGGAGAUCCAAACAGUGCAAACUUCCCUCGAAACCCCCCCUGCCAACGAGAACCCGAAAGCUGCAGAAAGUGACGGACCUAGUCGUUCCUCUACAGACUCCAGUGGGACAAGUCAAUCUACAUGCAAAUCCCCAGUUCAAGUUGAACCCAGAAAAUCUACUUUUCCCUUGAGCACUUCAAUAUCGACACCCAUGUCUUUGCGACAUGCGGCACGCCCGUCGCUCGUGAAUCCUGAAUUUUCCUGGAUGCUUGGGGACAACCGACAUCUUUCCAGUUUUGUGAGCCCAGCUUCUGUACCACCCGAGCAGACUCGGCAGGGCGAAAUUCGCACCAAGCAGGGUACCUUGUUCGGGAAUGGCGAGGGCGAACCAAAAAAGCCUCACGACGAACCAGACGGGAUGGCUUUAAGGAGCCUUGGGGGUGGCUAA